Scylla paramamosain (green mud crab) is the source of this 3266-nucleotide messenger RNA. RefSeq names its product very long-chain specific acyl-CoA dehydrogenase, mitochondrial-like (gene Acadvl). NCBI's taxonomy places the organism in Eukaryota, Metazoa, Arthropoda, Malacostraca, Decapoda, Portunidae. Bases 83 to 1993 code for a protein of 636 amino acids. The transcript has 12 exons. The record is from RefSeq and is a predicted model, not a curated record. Gene Ontology annotation, molecular function: very-long-chain fatty acyl-CoA dehydrogenase activity; fatty-acyl-CoA binding; flavin adenine dinucleotide binding.
AGAGAAACACGCAGCGAGUGGAGCCGCGGCCGCCGAAUCUCCACCAGUACGUGUCUGUCGCCAAGAAAGGGAAGGAUUCACCAUGAUGCGCUCCACCAAACUCCUCUUCGCCCUUCCCAGAUCAGGGCUGGUGAAGGAAUAUGCUCCAGCACUCACCAGGCUGCAGUCCACCUCAGCCCAGCCAGCAGCGGCCAACUCCAAGAGGAAGGAGCGCGCUAUGAACAAGGCGGUGAAGCCCAGCAAGUCCUUCGUGAUGAACAUGUUCCGCGGCGCCACGGUGACAGAGCAGGUGAUCCCAUACCCCAACGUGCUGACAGAGGAACAGGUGGAGACCCUGGAGAUGCUGGUGGACCCCACAGAGAAAUUCUUCCAGGAGUGUAAUGAUGCAGCGAAGAACGACUCACUGGAGAAAGUAGACGAAGACACACUGCAGGGCCUGAGAGAGAUGGGUGCCUUUGGUUUGCAGGUGCCGGCAGACCUGGGUGGUGUGGGUCUUAACAACACACAGUAUGCCCGCUUGGUGGAGAUUGUGGGUUCUCAUGACCUUGGCGUUGGCAUCACCCUUGGCGCCCACCAGUCCAUUGGCUUCAAGGGCAUUCUCAUCGCUGGGAACCCUGAGCAGAAAGCCAAAUACCUCCCUAAGGUGGCAUCAGGAGAACAGUUUGCUGCCUUUGCCCUCACAGAGCCCACCAGCGGAUCAGAUGCUGGUUCGAUCCGCAGCCGUGCUGUGCCCUCAGAGGAUGGCUCCCACUACAUCCUCAAUGGCUCCAAGAUCUGGAUCAGCAACGGUGGAUUGGCGGAAGUGUUCACAGUUUUCGCCCAGACCCCCGUCACUGACCCCAAGACAGGAACCACUAGGGACAAGGUGACAGCAUUCAUCGUGGAGCGUUCAUUUGGAGGAGUGUCCCAUGGUCCUCCUGAGAAGAAGAUGGGCAUCAAGGCAUCAAACACUGCCGAGGUGUAUUUUGAAGACACCAAGAUUCCUGCCGAGAAUGUCCUUGGGGGUGUGGGCAACGGAUUCAAGGUUGCCAUGGAAAUUUUGAACAACGGCAGGUUCGGCAUGGCAGCAGCUCUCUCUGGCACCAUGCGCUACUCCAUCAAGAAAGCCGUCGACUUCGCCACCGCCCGUACUCAGUUUGGCCGCCGCAUUGACACAUACGGUGCCAUCCAGGAGAAGCUGGCGCGAAUGGCAAUGUUGCACUACGUCACAGAGUCAAUGGCUUACAUGAUCUCCUCCAACAUGGAUGCCGGAUCAAAGGAUUAUCAUCUGGAAGCAGCUAUCAGCAAGUGCUUCGCAUCAGAGGCUGCCUGGACAGUGACGGACGAGGCGAUCCAGGUGAUGGGAGGAAUGGGCUUCAUGAAGGACACGGGACUGGAGAGGGUCAUGAGGGACCUGAGGAUCUUCCGUAUCUUUGAAGGAACCAACGACAUCCUUCGCCUCUUUGUUGCCCUCACUGGCCUUCAGUUUGCUGGCGGUCACCUGAGGGAGCUGCAGCAGGCACUCAAGAACCCAGCUGCAAACAUGGGUCUCAUUGUGGAUGAGGGUGCCAAGAGAGCAAAGAGGGCGAUUGGAUUCACUGACACUGGGAAGAUUGAAGGCGUCCACCCCAACCUGAAGGACUCCGGCCUACUUUUGGGAAGGGCGGUGGCUGCAUUUGGCGCUAGUGCUGAGGGUCUUCUGCUCAAGCACGGGAAGCAGAUUGUGGAGCAGCAGUUCCUUCUCAACCGCUUGGCCAAUGCUGCAAUGGAUCUGUACAGCAGCAUGGUGGUGCUCUCCAGGGCCUCUCGCUCCCUGUCCACCAACCUUUCAUCCUGCACUCAUGAGGAGAAGAUUGCGAGAGUGUGGGUGAAUGAGGCAUCAGACCGCAUCCAGCUUAACUUGACAGCCAUGCGCUCUGCAACCUCCAUCAGCAACUUUGAAGACUUAGCCUCCAUCUCCAAGGAUCUGUGUGAGAAUGGAGAUAUUGUUGCACAAAGGCCACUUGGGAUUUAGUCAUCUAAUCAUCUCUUGUCUUCUAGGAUUGUCACCUAAUCUCUUGUCUUCCUAUGUUCCUUCCUCUUCUCACUGUUUCCUUGGUUACUGCUCCACUAUCUUCUCCUUUAUUUCCCACUUGGUCGUCUUACAUGCUUCCAUCAGCUUUAUUCUUCUCCAUCUCUCUCUCAGUCCUUCACCUUUCCUUUGUAGUUAUUGUAGUAUUUAAGUGAUGAACGUAUACAAAUGAUUGACUUGCUUUUGAAGUGGUUUCUCUCUCUCUCUCUCUCUCUCUCUCUCUCUCUCUCUCUCUCUCUCUCUCUCUCUCUCUCUCUCUCUCUCUCUCUCUCUCUCUCUCUCUCUCUCUCUCUCUCUCUCUCUCUCUCUCUCUCUCUCUCUCUCUCUCUCUCCUGGAAUGGGUUUAGACAUAUUUUGGAAUAAUUCAUCUCACAGCAUAUCUUUAGACUCAACACACUUGUACAUAUUCAAACCGACAGAGAAACCGCAUCAAUUUUAGACAAAACAGAUACAGCUUGAUUAAUAUAUAUCUUUUGUACAGUUUAAUAGUCAAGAUUAUUUAUUUUGCACCGCUGAUCCUGUUGAGACUUUUUUUGCUCCAGAUACCUCAGUUACCUCAUUAAUACACUACACAACACUCGCACACUGAUGCUUGGAGAUAAUGUUGAUCUGUGCCAAAUCCUAACAGGGCCCUAACUUUCACUGUGACAUGCAACACCUCACAGCACUAGAAGCAACAAAAUCUUAAUAAAUGACAAAAAAGAGGAAAAUGGGGAAUUAAAGGAAUGGAUUUAGCAAUUUUUAGCCAAUAUGAUACUUGAGUUGGCUGUGGGGGAAGAAAAAGACCUCAGUGAUUAGUAAUUAGGGAAGAUCAAACCCUAGGCAGUAAGGGUGAUUCUCUAAGCUCACUGUUCAGUAUUUAAUAAAGUACCAAAACUCAAACUGCAAGGAAUUUUCAUGCACUUAAGACUCAUUAGUGUACAGUGUCUUAUUCAUGCACUUCAAACUUCGGUAAUACUAAAUAGAAUGCCUUAAUUAUUUUUUCAUCUCAUUUUAAUAAAUUUUCCAUGUUUUUUUUAUUGAAAUAUCUGGAUCGUUUUUCAUCUUUUCUCAUUUUUAUUAAUUUCCAUGUCUCUUACUUCUUUGGGGGAUAUAGAUCACAUGAUACACACACACACACACACACACACACACACACACACACACACACACACACACACACACACACACACACACACACACACACACACACACACACACACACACACACACACAC